AACACCGCUUUUAAUGUUCAAUUUGAUGAAACAAGUUUUUUUAAUUCAGUAGGUGCUGAUGGUAAACCACAAACUGUAAGCAACUACGCUGCUAUUCCUGUCAAUGUCAUUGUCCAACUGCACAACCUGAUGUAUGCUCAAGGGAUGACAUUGGAGGGUGCCAUCACCUUCACACGAGGAAGUCUUGUCCCAGAUGGCUAUCAACCAUACCCAUUCAAUAAGGACACACAAGAAACCAUGCUGGAUAAACUGUGCCCCAUUGUGGCUACCUCUGUCUACCGGCAUGCCAUCCAGGGGUUUAAACAAGAAGGUGUUGACUUCACACAGCAUCUAUAUAUCCCUGAUUUAGACCCCACUACUCAUGAGGAGUGGCAUGAUCGGGGUGAUCAUAACCACAUUUACAAGUGGAUGGCACAGCAUGUGCGAAAUGGUGGUUACACAAUGUUGAACUACGAAGCUUUUGACGAUGUCUUGAAAGAUCCCAGUGGUGGUCUUGCCCACACAGCUCUCACUGGCAAGCAAAAGCAGAGUUUGAAAGAUGCUGAAAGGCUUCUGUCGUACCAUGUGGUACAUUCAUUGGAAAGACACGGUCAUGUCAGAGGCUGAAUAUGUGAAAGUACUUGUACAGUGACAUAAAGCAUUAGAUGGGCGUGGCUUGUCUCAGCUUACCAGAAGCAAGUACAAUUACCAGAUGCUGGCAUUGAUCCUUGAUGAGUGGAUGCCUUGGCAUCACACAAACUAUGAUUUCUCUACAAUAGACAUCAGCAGGUAACUGAAAAGACAGUUAGAUGAUGUGGUUUAACUGUGCAGUUGUCUAGGACAAGUGGACUUUGUGGUCAGACAAGUAAAAUUGUUAUUAACAGAGAGCCAAACAGAAGGCCUAAACCAGAGUAUGAUUUUGUUUUAUGUUGGUUUCAUGAAUAGUUAAUAAGCUAUCCUUAAGGGAGGGGAAGGGGGAGUGUCCUGAGCAAGCAAAAUUUGAGAAAUAAUGGUAUACCUAAAAAACAAAUGAGUUGAGUUUACUCAGAGUAAUGGCAACAUAUGUCUGGAUUUAAUCAGUCUUGGAAAGUCUUUCCUUAAAAUAGGAUAUAGUAACAUGAAAACAGCAUUAUCCACUCACUGAAAUUAAUGUGUACAUAUAUUUGGACCAAUUUGCAGGCCUGUUGAAAACAUUUGUGGCUUUUCACGUGAGACUGUAAUUGAAGUCACAACCAACAUCGAGAGCUAGGAACAGAUGUUACAGAACAAUGUUACUGGAUAUCCUGAGCACUGUCGUGCUGGUGUUACUGAUGACUUGGAAACAUUUUUUCCCAUUACUCACAGAGACAUUGGAAAUGUCUUCGUUCUAAAGCAGUUUAAAGAGUACUGGCCAAAGGGAGUAAGGUAACUAUACAUUAUAAAUACAUGUAGAUAUAUAAACUAGACUUAAAUGGAAGCCAGCCAAUCUAGGCAGGGUUUCAGAGAGGUUCUCAAGGCAGGGUGCCAAUAAAGAAUUCUUGGUCAAUUCCUACUGCUCUCACCAAAUCACUGUAAGUUUUCUGUUAAUUUGUCAGGUCAUGUAGCUGACCUUGUUGGGUUUUUGGCCAGAGAUCCCUUGCUUAUCUGGAACAGUGCAAGGGUUGCAUAAAUACUAUUUUGAAAACAGAAACUUUUAUAACUACAUGCAUGUAUUGCUUGUUAAUUAAAUUUACUUUGGACUACACAGUGCAUUAGUAUUUGAGAUAUUCUUGAAACAAGUUUCUUCUAAAUGGUGGUAUUUUUGGACAAACUGAAUUGCUUGGGAUGGGAUAAUACUCCUCUACAGACAACCCCUGAGCAUGCUGUUAGGCUACCAUAAUAGUCUACUGGUGCCACAUUAAUUUUUCAAGGUGGAAAGAUACUGUAAGUGUCAAGUGAUGUGUUAAGAACUCAACUCAAUGACCCCAUUCAGGGCUAGAACCAGAACCCACCUGACUGGAAUCAAACUUGAUCACCACAAGGCCACCACAUCACCCAAAAUCUCAGUCACCCCUAUCACAGCAAGAACAAUGUUGAUGAAUUGUGAAUUACAUUCACUCCACCAUGUAAAUUACCAGGAUACUGUUUUUAAAAUUAAGCCCAUAGGGUUUUCUUGUUUUAUUUAGGGAAUUCAGCAAGAGAAUGGAUGGUGACCUUCCAUUUUACUACUGGACCAUAAAUGAAAGGUACUCAGAAGAAGAACUCCCCUCCUUCGAUGUCUGUCCUUAAAUUCAUGAGGACCAGGAACUGAGGAGCCACCCUGUCGGUCUGCACAGACUAGUCGUUAACCAAAGAGAGGAUAGUUCAAUCUUUUUUGCUGGCCAUGCACACCUGCCAGCAAGGCAUAAGAAAACCAUUCGACAAUCGUUCCAUAAGCUUGAAGAUAUUUUACUAAAUCCACUGUAAAAUGUCCUGUUGAGGAGGGAAAUGUCACCCUUAUUUGUGAAGUUUUUACUUUCACACUG
Molecule: messenger RNA, 2462 nt
Organism: Orbicella faveolata
Lineage: Eukaryota; Metazoa; Cnidaria; Anthozoa; Scleractinia; Merulinidae
Source: RefSeq, a predicted model, not a curated record